AAUCCAAUAAGCACAGCCAUGAACAAGUUCGCCACUCUUGCGGUAUUCAUCAGCGUCUGCCUCGCCGUUGGCAGCUGCAACUACGGAGGCCAGCACGGCGGCCCCGGCUACGGUCACCACCGCAGCAUCUCCAGCUAUGGCCAGCGUGGAGACGGCAGCGCUGCUGCUGCAUCGAGCGCCGCUGCUGCCGGUGGCAAUGAUCAGCGUCCCGUAGAGAUUGUUGCCGGUCCCCGUUAUGGCGGCAGCGAGCAACUGCGUCCGAUCCUCCUCGACUCUGGCUACCAGGGCGGCCACAACGAAUACGGCCGUGGACACGGAAACAUUGGACACCUCGUCGGCGGCGGCAGCUAUGGCGGACACAUCGCCGGCGGCAACCAUGGUGGCAACUAUGGCGGCCACCAGCGCGGCUAUGGCCGUCCCCGUUGGUCCGUCCAGCCCGCUGGCGCCACUCUGCUGUACCCCGGCCAGAACAGCUACCGCCGUUAUGCUUCCCCACCAGAGUACACCAAGGUGGUGCUGCCCGUGCGUGCCGCUCCCCCAGUUGCCAAGCUGUACCUGCCCGAGAACAACUAUGGCAGCCACGGUGGCUACCACAACGAGGGACCCAAGUACUAG
Molecule: messenger RNA, 615 nt
Organism: Drosophila novamexicana
Lineage: Eukaryota; Metazoa; Arthropoda; Insecta; Diptera; Drosophilidae
Gene: Cp19
Product: chorion protein S19
Exons: 2
Coding region: 19-615 (198 amino acids)
Biological process (GO): multicellular organism development
Cellular component (GO): egg chorion
Source: RefSeq, a predicted model, not a curated record